Messenger RNA from Copidosoma floridanum, 803 nucleotides. It is a transcript of the gene Atg10, whose product is annotated as Autophagy-related 10. Lineage: Eukaryota; Metazoa; Arthropoda; Insecta; Hymenoptera; Encyrtidae. Gene Ontology annotation, biological process: autophagy of mitochondrion; protein modification by small protein conjugation; autophagosome assembly. The record is from RefSeq and is a predicted model, not a curated record. Gene Ontology annotation, molecular function: Atg12 conjugating enzyme activity. Gene Ontology annotation, cellular component: cytosol.
CAAAUGCCACUUCCUCUCGGUCUGCUGCACUAACUCGCUACCCCUCUUUUUCUCGGUACCAAUGCUGCUGCUUCUGCAGCCCCCAGGAGAUGCCAAUAAAUGGACGGUCCAGGGACAAUGACGUGGGAGGAGUUUGUGGAUAAUGCCGAGAAACUAGUGAGAUUGUCGGACGAGAUCUCGGACCAUUGGAAAUUUCCAGGGGACAAGGCGCUACCGGGCCAAGCCUAUUUGACUCGGCAGGAAAAAUUAUUCGUCCCGAUUGACCAUCCAAUGGACGAUGAGCGAUUAGAGGACGGUCUUAACAUCGAAUGCGAUGAUGAGAAAUGGUGCGAGGAGUUAAAUGAACAUCGAGAUCCUUACGAGUAUCCUGUCGUUAAGGAGAGACCGUUGAUCAUCGAACACCACGUCUUGUGGUCCAUGAGUUACAGCGUGCCUGUGAUUUAUUUCAAUGGUUGGAAAUCAGAUUACCCCGGCAUCAAUCCAGUGAGCGUGGAAAUUGCGCAAAAGCUGUUGGAAACCGACAAGCUGGCCUACAAUGAACUUUCCCAAGCCAUUCAUCCGCUUCUCGGUCGGCCCUUUCUCCACCUCCAUCCCUGCGGCUCGCCCGAGCUCUUACGGAGCGUGGCCCAAAGCACCAACAAACUGGUGAGCUGGUUAAGUGCCGUGGCACCAGCUGCGUUGAAGCUACGCCUGAGGUCCGAAUACUUUUAUCUGACAAACGCAGCUCGAGGAGGUGACAAGGAUAACGCCGAAGAUGGACGGUGAGCUUGCGAGAGCUUUUUUGUUUUUUAAGAAAAACUGUG